Molecule: messenger RNA, 477 nt
Organism: Seminavis robusta
Lineage: Eukaryota; Bacillariophyta; Bacillariophyceae; Naviculales; Naviculaceae
Source: the annotation of a GenBank genome assembly
AUGACAACAUCAAACAUCCUUCCCCUCAAGAUAGCACUCCUCGUCGUCAUGUUGGGUUGCAGCACCACCCACGCCUGGGCACCCGCGGCCACCACCAGAAGAACUGCCGCAACAAGGACUCAACUUGCCAUGGCUUGGUCUCUCCCAGCACCUAUGCAACGAACCUUGGGAUCUGGUACUAGCUACUGGUACCAGGACUGCGGCACUGCGGUUGGGCGUCGCGUUGUCUACGACGAUAGCGAUGAAGACAACCUGCUCCAACAAUUCUGGUGGGACGAGCAGGAACAAGAAAGUCGGGGACUGGCAUUUGCUCGUCUCAACUUUUUGAAAGACGCAGAAAGCCAUGUAAGUAGCGGGUACUAUGACCAGAAGAGCCAUCAAGACGAGAACGCGGCUACUGACGGUAGAGGAUUUUUUCCUAUUCGAAUGGCACGAGGCAUUUGGAAGCGGAUCCGUGGCUCUACUGAAAACCAUUAG